Molecule: messenger RNA, 536 nt
Organism: Vigna umbellata (rice bean)
Lineage: Eukaryota; Viridiplantae; Streptophyta; Magnoliopsida; Fabales; Fabaceae
Source: RefSeq, a predicted model, not a curated record
UUCCUUCCCUUUCCGAAGGGGAAAAUGUGCAGUCACCACUUUGAGGUCCACUGCUUGAAUUUAGCAAAUAAAAGGUCAUUGUCUUAUAACUCGACUCAAAAGAAUCAGCUUGUGUUUGAAGUUCAUAAAAGAACUCAUGGAGGUGCAGCAAUGGUGGAGGAUCAGAUUCUCCUUCAGGAGUGCAACCAUGAUGGUGUGUUUCCUCAACGUAAUAACUGCAAUCUUCUUGCUUCAUACUUUUUUCACCUCUGCCUACACCCGCAACAAAUUCUCCUAUGCAAAUUCGUACUCAGCUCAACUCAGGUACAUUAAGGAAUCUGAAGAGAUUCGACUUGCCUUGCUACCUGUAGAGCUGAUAAAAAGAGUGAAGGAGAUUGAGCACGAAGUAUACACUGAACCAGAAACAGCGCAGAAGAAAGACACAAAGCAGACUGCUGCUGUUGAUCUGUCUAAAAGGUUAAAGGAUUUCCAUUCCUUGAAUGAUGCUGCCAGCUUGAAAGGUGUUUCUCUUUUCUCCUGACAAACCUAUAAACCCA